This is a messenger RNA of Dictyostelium discoideum AX4, 1416 nucleotides long. It is a transcript of the gene maoB-1, whose product is annotated as amine oxidase. The record is from RefSeq and is a predicted model, not a curated record. Bases 1 to 1416 code for a protein of 471 amino acids. The transcript is spliced from 2 exons. Gene Ontology annotation, molecular function: oxidoreductase activity; monoamine oxidase activity. NCBI's taxonomy places the organism in Eukaryota, Evosea, Eumycetozoa, Dictyosteliales, Dictyosteliaceae.
AUGGAAAUGGAAAUUUUAUAUAAUUAUGACACUAUUAUAAUAGGAGGUGGUUUAUCAGGUUUGAACACUGCUUACGAUUUGAAAAAAAGUAAUUUUAAAAUUUUGGUUUUAGAAGCUAGAAAUAGAUUUGGUGGGAGAACAGAUUCUGUUAAAGUUGGAGAUGGAUGGGUAGAUGCUGGAGGUCAAUGGUUAGGAACUAAUAAUCCAAAUUUGAAACAACUUUGUAAAGAAUUAAAAUUGGAAACUUAUAAACAAUUUUAUCAAGGUAAAACAGUAUUUGAUAUUUAUGAUGAUGGUUUAAUAAAAUCAUUUGAUGAAUCAUCGCCAAAUUUUGAUUUGUGUGAAAUUGGAUUAGGAAAUAUAAAUCCAAUUAUUCGGGCAAUUAAAGAAGUAAUGAAAAAUAUUGAUUUUUCAAAAUGUUCAAAAGAAAGUCCAAUAAUGUUAUCAUUGGAGAAAUUAACAGUAUCAGAAUGGUUAAGAGUUUGUGGUUAUGGUGAAUCUGUUAAAUUUUUUAAUUGGUUUUGUAAAAUGUCAGUUGCAUCAAGCUCAGAUGAUAUUAGUAUAUUAUUCUUAUUAAAAUAUGUUAAUUCAAUUAAUGGUUUUGAAAGUUUAUUCAUAUCAGAUGACGACUGUACAGAAUCUGAUAGAAUCAUUGGUGGAAGUUCAAUGGUUUCAGAAAGAAUUGUAUCAUAUUUAAAAGAUGAUUGUAAAUUAAAUUGUGAAGUAACUUUAAUCGAUCAAAUUUCUCAUAAAAAUAGUAGACUAAUUAAAAUUACUACGUCAAAUAAUGAAAAUUAUUAUUGUAGAAAUGUAGUAUCAACGAUACCACCAAUGUUAUUGAAAAAUGUAAUUUUUAAACCAGAUUUACCAAUUGAGAAACAAAGAUUAAAAAAUGAAAUGGAGAUGGGGAAUACUAUAAAAGUAAUUGUAAUUUAUGAUAGUGUAUUUUGGAGAGAUCAAGGAUACAAUGGUAAAUCUCAGUCAUUUGUUGGCCCAAUCUAUCAAUCAUUUGAUAAUUGUACUAAUGACUUAUCGGUUAAAUCAAUCAUUGGUUUCAUUAAUGGAAAGGAGGAAAUAAAAUAUUGGUAUUCAAAAUCAUUGGAGGAGAGAAGAUCGGCUGUAUUAAAUCAAUACUCAAAAUAUUGGGGCCCAAAAGCAUUAAAUCCAAUACAUUACAUUGAAAGAAAUUGGAGUCUAGAUAAAUAUAGUGCUGGUUGCUUCAUGGGUGUUUGCAAAUCUGGUGACAUCAUCUCGCAAUGUAAUAAUUAUUAUACACAACCACAUGGUAACAUUCAUUGGGCUGGUACUGAAACAUCAACCCAAUGGUAUGGUCAUAUGGAAGGUGCCAUUACCUCAUCAAAAAGAGUAGUUAAUGAAAUUUUAAAAAAUUCUUUAAACUCAAAAUCAAAAUUGUAA